This is a messenger RNA of Umbelopsis ramanniana AG, 975 nucleotides long. RefSeq lists its product as uncharacterized. The record is from RefSeq and is a predicted model, not a curated record. Lineage: Eukaryota; Fungi; Mucoromycota; Umbelopsidomycetes; Umbelopsidales; Umbelopsidaceae. The coding region runs from base 230 to 760 and encodes 176 amino acids. The transcript has a single exon.
AGAAGUAAAUGAAAGCUCCAACCAAGGUGGUCUUAAUCUGAAGUUGGUAGAAACAGUAGAGCAGGAAGAUCAAACGCCUAAUCAACAGGAAGAUGAGCGAAGUGUGGAAAAACAAGUGGAGCCUGUUGAAGUGUUAACCAGCGUCACAGAUACGACCCAGCACCAUGCAAACUCGAGCUCAGAGAGUGAUAGCAACGAUAGCAAUUCAUCUUCUGAAUCCAGUGAUGAUAUGGAAUCUGAUCUUUUAGCAUUGUUGAAUGAUCGGGAAACAUUACUAGCUCGCCAAACAAAGGCGGCAGAGCAGGCCGUAGCCGACAAGGAACACUCUGAAAACACCUUGACUGCUCCUCUCAGGAUCACGUCCCCGAAAAAUUCUGUCCUUAUCAAAAAGGUCUUGUCUGGAAAGAAGCCCAACGGCCCAUUGAAAGCACACUCAUAUAACCGUUCCGUGCCUCCCAUGAAGUCCGGCUCUCACAAUAAAUCCAAAUCUCCUCCAAACCCAACAAACCAUUACCGGUCUCCUUAUAGCCUUCCAAGCGCAACAUGGGAAGUCAAUGUUGAUCGUGGGGAAGAAGGCGGAUCACGUAAAGAGAAUGCAGCUUGGGUUGGGCAUCAGCGCCAUCGGAAAUCGCUUUUACGUAAAGAGCGUAACGCAUCGACGCAAUGGAUUGUUGAAGACUCCUCUGUCGACGACCGACAGCGCCGAAAGCUAUCCACUAAACGAAAGAGAGAACCAUCGUUAGCUAGACAGUUACGAUAAUGCUCCAUUUUUGUACUGAAAGCUUUGGCCCAACCUCCACUGUACAUGCAUCCUAUAUACCCCUACUUUACUCAAUGCGCGUCAUUGUUGUAACUUUGUGUCUAAAUCCAUACGUAUAUCGCGACAAUCUCGCUUUUAAUAACCCCAAAUUUUGUUACUGUUCGUUCACCAUCUGUAUUUACACAGCAGUAUAUAAAGUAAAGCUCAGCAGGAUA